UUGCUAGGCACCGGUUGCUAGGCAACACACUGUUUCUCCUGGCCUGGCCACCUCCCAGAGGGCCUGGGCUUCUCUGGAGCAGCUCCUGCCUCCCGAAGCCUCUCUCUCGCCAGACCUCAGAGCCACAGCAGAGGGCAGGUGCCCCCCCCCUCGGGGCCCUGCCCCACAGCAUCAUGAUGGGGAAACUCCCCUUGGGGGUUGUGUCCCCUUACGUAAAGAUGAGUUCAGGAGGCUGCACGGAUCCCCUGAAAUUUUACGCCACCACUUACUGCACAGCCUAUGGUCAGGAGGAGUUCAGGCCCCGCAGGGGCAGUCAUGAAGGCACAGGCUACAAAUCAAAUUACCGUCCUGUGGUCUCAUACCAGGCCAAUCUCGAUGCCCUGGACAACCCGGCCACGGGGCACGGUCCGUACAAUCCCUUCUCACCCCCUGCUCCGCUGAGCCUUAGCUCUCAGGGCCAUCGAAGCUCAUCAGACCCACUGGAACAAGUCCGCCCCAAUUUCCAGUCAGUGACCAGUCAGAGUUACCGCCCCCUGGAGGUGCCUGAUGGCACAUACCCGCUGCCCUGGAACAUGCACCAGACCAGCUCUGGCUAUUCUCGGGAGAAGCCCAGCGCGGCGACCCCCACUAAAGAGGUCAGGAAGGUCCAUUUCGACACCCAGGACUAUGGGCCGCAGGCCAUCAUAGGGCUGGAACCCAGGGACAUGCCCCUGCUCCACCAGCAGCAGGGCAAGGGCUCGCUGGAGUGGGAGAACUCCCGGCAUGGCCCGCGCUUCAUGACUUCUGAGUACAAUUCCAAGUAUCUCAAGGAGACUUCAAACCAGCCAGAUCUCUUGCAGAAGAUAGCAAUUGGCUCCAAGGAGGAGACUGGCUUCCCCGAAGAGUCCACCAAGAACCCCAUUGGCUUCCAGCCACCCUCCCAGACCGUCCCUGGGGACCCGGUCCUCCACCCUGGCCGGAGUGUCACCAGGUCCGACUUUCUCCCCAUGACCCACAUUCGUGGGGAUGAGUUCCUGCCUGUGCUGGCCAGAGGCUCCGAGCGGGAAACAGGCUACAGCCGAGUGAAUGAGAGGUUGCUGAACCCCAGAGUGCCCCCACCCAGCCCACGGCCUAGCAGCGUGAGCCACGGGCAAUUCCAGCCCCCCCAGCGGGUGCAACAGACCAACGUUGCCCUGCUUGGCAGGGAGACUGUGGGAAACAAGGAGCCCACAGGGUUCAGCCUUAACAACCCCAGCUACAUCCGGAGCCCCUAUGACCCAGACAUGGAUAAUCAGUACCUGACCACCUACAACCAAGGGUACUUUGAGAACAUCCCUAAGGGCCGAGAAGGCUGGACCCGAGGUGGCACCCAGCCCCAGAAGCCUGGAGGCUACGCCCUCAACCAGCCGGUCACCCGCAUGGAGGCCACCCCCACCCCCACGGAGAGCCUACGGCGCCUGCACCCCCACGUGGGAAGAACCCUGAUCUCGGAGGACACCUUCUACCGAGCUGUGCCUCCCAGCAGCCACUUUGCCACAUCCAGCUGAGCCUGAGUCUGGCCCCUCAGGGGGCAUCUCCGCUCCCCACAGGUUUGCCAACCCAGCUGGACAGGAGCGGAUUCCCAUCCCUUCCCCUGCUGGGACUCCCCUGGCUACUUUGCUAAUGAAAUAAAGAGGCUUGAAGCGGG
Molecule: messenger RNA, 1666 nt
Organism: Felis catus (domestic cat)
Lineage: Eukaryota; Metazoa; Chordata; Mammalia; Carnivora; Felidae
Gene: SAXO4
Product: protein phosphatase 1 regulatory subunit 32
Exons: 14
Coding region: 174-1526 (450 amino acids)
Molecular function (GO): phosphatase binding
Source: RefSeq, a predicted model, not a curated record